Messenger RNA from Haplochromis burtoni (Burton's mouthbrooder), 2136 nucleotides. Its product is annotated as protein C19orf12 homolog. Lineage: Eukaryota; Metazoa; Chordata; Actinopteri; Cichliformes; Cichlidae. Bases 1273 to 1698 code for a protein of 141 amino acids. The record is from RefSeq and is a predicted model, not a curated record. The transcript has 3 exons.
ACCCGGCAUGCCUGAGGUCACUCCUGAGCGUACCGGUCAGGGUCAGAGGUCACCGGAAGCAGGUUAUCUGCUCGCUGGGUUAACCCGCGCGCUCAGCGAUCUGGAGCUCAGCAAUCACAAACAAAAAGUAGGAAGAAAGCGUGAAAUAAAGAUGCAAAUAGCAUAAAUGUAAACAUGUCAGUGAUGGACGCGGAGGCUGCUCCAGCUCGCUGUGCCGGUGCUUGGACCGGGCUCUGUUUCUCUUUAUGAAACGGUGAUAUUAGGAUGCGAGGAGGUUAAAUAGUCCCUCUGCUCUCAGACAGGAAACAAGACAAACAGGAUUCAGACGCAGGAUCAGAUAUGAAUGUUUGUGACAGCUACAAGGUCCCGAGUCCCACAUUCACCCCACUCGGGGCGUGUGUGGGACGCAGCUUCAAUGAAACAAACGCUUCACAUAUUAAAACAAAGGGGGCGGCGCCUCCUGGUGGCAGCCGCAGGUACUGCAGCGAGGUCCGAUUUACUUCAUUUUUCUUCGAUUCAGCAGAAGAAGAAGAAAUGAGUCAAACAUAAAACACAGAGACGUCCUCUGGUCUGAAGUUCGGUAACAUCCGACCAAACAAACAGCCGAAGGAGGUAAAAGCUAAACAGAAUGAAUACAAUAAGAAAAUCAAGCAGAUAAUUAAAUAUCAUGUCAUAAUAUUUAAUAAAGUAAAAUGUGAAGGAGAGAGCGAAGUGCACAACAAUUUAAAACAAUAUACGAGCAACACAAUGAACAAUAUACCACAAUAUCAAAACAAUCUAAAUCCUUAUAUGCAGACAUACAGGUUACACAGCGCGCUGCAGGAUGCUGGAAAUGAACCGAGCUGACUUUCAAAACACGAAGAAAGAAUUUAGUUCUUUUUUCUUUUUAAUUCAAGCGACCAAUGUGGAGGCUUGGGUGACGUAGCGAGCUGCAGCGACCAAUCAGAACUCUCCGUGUAGAAACUUUGUUUGAAGUUUCUCCGGUCUCCGGCUUGUUUAGUGCGCAUGUGCUCUUUGAGCGCAUCAAACUUUGUGCGCAUGCGUUCGUUAAACAAAAGUAGAGUGAGAUUAGAGCGUGAGUGUUUUAACGUGAGUUCCUGAGCGGACCGGAGCACCGGACCAUCUUCUCUCCGUUUCUUCGGUUUGUGUUCAGCGAAGAAGAAUCAAACAGGCUCGUUUGUUUCCUCCUUCAUUGAUCUGCAGAGCCGGAAGUUGUCUACAGUUUGCGGACAGUGACGGACUGAAGGAAAGACACCACGUGGAGUUGCAGAGAUGCCCGCCCGGAUGGACGACGUCAUGCGUUUGUGCUGUGAAGUGUCGGCUCACGAGGAGAUCAAGGUCGCCGUGAAGAACUCCACCAAAGGGGCGAUGGUGGCGGGAGGAUCUGCGUUUGUGGGUGGGCUGCUCGGCGGACCUCCGGGGAUCGCUGUUGGCGGCGCCGUCGGCGGUCUCCUGGGCAGCUGGCUGACCAGCGGGCAGUUCAGACCUCUGCCUCAGAUCCUGAUGGAGCUGCCUCCCCCGCAGCAGAGGCAGCUCUACGAGUCCAUCACGGCCGUCUUGGGGAACCUGGACUGGACGGACGCGGCCCAGCUCGUCUCGCUCGUGAUGGGGAACUCCACCCUCCAGCAGCAGGUCGCCGCUGCCUUAAUUAGCUACGUCACCAAUGAGCUGAGAGCGGAGGUGCGCUACAAGGACUGAGGGAUGGUUCCACGUGGACCUGACCUUUGAACUGAAUCACGGAUGUCUCGCAGCUCACACAGACGAAGUUCUCAGUAAUGUUUGUGCAGCACUGAUGUCUUUGUUACUUUGGCUUUUUUAAUCCCUGAAUGGGACCAGCGUGUAAUUUAAUCUGGAUUAGAAAAUCUGCUCCUUCGCACACUCUGCAUCAGGGUCUUUUUAGAGUGCUCCUGCUCUCAGAUUUCAAGCUUUUCAUUCAAUAUUUGUUCAGCAGCUUUGAUGACUGACGGCUCAGCGACGACAUCAGCUGGUACGCUGUAAAAUGAUUACUCCCCCCGAAGGCCGAGGGCUGGUACUACACCUCUGAUGUUUUUUAUCAUGUUUUUACUGCAGCGUGUUAUGACAUCAUUGUGACACUGCAGGACGUUGCAUUGGACAAAUAAAAACUGUUGUACAGCU